This is a messenger RNA of Grammomys surdaster, 4379 nucleotides long. RefSeq names its product G-patch domain containing 2 like (gene Gpatch2l). The transcript has 10 exons. The record is from RefSeq and is a predicted model, not a curated record. The coding region runs from base 126 to 1574 and encodes 482 amino acids. Lineage: Eukaryota; Metazoa; Chordata; Mammalia; Rodentia; Muridae.
AACCUUUGUAGCAGGUGUCCCAGACGGCAGUGUGGCCUCCAUUGUGUGGAUGGUGUCUGAUGCGCCCUUGGCUCUCCCAUAGUGAUGAAGUUGUGUGGUUUGCUGUUCUUCUCUGAUGCGGCCUCAUGGAUGAACUGGUGCAUGACUUAGCCUCAGCCUUGGAGCAGACAUCUGAGCAGAACAAGCUUGGUGAGCUGUGGGAGGAGAUGGCCCUGAGCCCCAGACAACAGAGGCGGCAGCUUAGGAAACGCCGAGGCCGGAAGCGCCGUUCUGACUUUACUCAUCUGGCAGAGCACGCCUGCUGCUUCAGCGAGGCCUCUGAGUCAAGUCUGGAUGAGGCCACCAAGGACUGUCGAGAAGUGGCUCCGCUCACCAACUUCAGUGACUCUGAUGACACAGUGGUGGCCAAACGGCAUCCGGCUCUCAGUGCCAUCAUUAGGGGUAAGCAGCAUUCAUGGCAUGAAUCUGACUCCUUUACAGAAAAUGCACCUUGUCGACCACUCAGGCGCCGGCGGAAGGUGAAGAGAGUGACGUCGGAGGUGGCUGCCAGUCUUCAGCAGAAGCUGAAAGUGUCAGACUGGAGCUAUGAGAGAGGAUGCAGGUUCAAGUCUGCCAAGAAGCAGCGUUUAUCCCGCUGGAAGGAGAAUACCCCCUGGACCUCAUCUGGCCACGGGCUGUGUGAAUCAGCAGAAAAUCGGACUUUCCUAAGCAAAACAGGAAGGAAAGAGAGGAUGGAGUGUGAAGCAGAGGAACAGAAACACGGCUCUGAUGAGAACAUGUCGGAAUGUGAAACUAGCAGUGUAUGCAGCAGCAGUGACACGGGGCUCUUCACCAAUGAUGAAGGACGGCAAGGGGAUGAUGAGCAGAGUGAUUGGUUUUAUGAAGGAGAAUGUGUCCCUGGAUUCACUGUCCAUAAUCUUCUGCCCAAGUGGGCUCCUGAUCACUGCACUGAAGUAGAAAGGAUGGACUCCGGACUGGAUAAAGUCUCAGAUCCCACAUUCCUUUUACCUUCCCGGCCAGCUCAAAGAGGAUACCAUGGUCGCCUGAGUCGGUUGCCAGGAGCUGCAGCUCGUUGCCUCAGGAAGGGUCGGAGAAGGCUGACUGGGAAGGAGACCAGCAUAAGCAGCCUGGGAACCGAGAGGAUCAGCCAUACCAUCAGUGAUCCCCAGCAGACAGAUUUCUGGUUACCAUCAGCUGGGAAAAGAGAACGCAAUCAGUUUAAUCCACUCUCUCCUCUUUACUCCCUGGACGUUCUUGUUGAUGCUUCUCAUCAGAGGUGCUCACCUGCACACUGCUCUGCCAGGCAGGCAAGUGUACACUGGGGACCACCAUGUUCACGUGACAUUAAAAGGAAACGGAAACCUGUGGUCUCAGCAUCUUUUUCUAGCCCUAGCACAGUGCACCCAGAUGUUCUGGAGCCAGCCCUCCCAGCACAGAAGCCUCCUGACUCAGAGUGGUUGGACGGGACCGCUGCAGCAGAGAAAGCCACCGCCUUUCCUCCAGCCACAUUUUUCAAAACACCGCAGGAAAAGAGCCCGGGAUGCAGCUCAAGCCCAGUACCCAAUGGGUGUUGAACCUCUGUAUCGUACAGUCUUACUGUUCUGAUCGGCAGGCUUCGUCCUGAUGCCAUCAGGACCAACUCUUCCUCACAUGCAGCAGUCACUCUUUCUUCUAGAAAAUGAUAUUUGAGGAAUCUCUUUUUGUAAAAUAUCAGUUUUCUUUAAAUGGGCGGGGCAUCGUCUGCUGUAUUCCUUCCUUCCUUGCUAGCCCACCAUUCACCUCCAGCUGCCACCUUAGAGCUGCUGCUCCUUGGCAGCUGUGUCUUUGUUCCUGAAAAUCUAGUAACAGCUUUUGCCUACCUUCUGUGUAGAGCUUUUAAUAUCGCUGAUGAAGUCCUAAAUUUGCAGCCAAUUCGAAACACAUUCCUGGAUGGAAUUGUGUCUAUGCAGUAAGGCUUGCCAUGGAGCCUUGAUUCACUCAGUGCCAGUAAGAUACAUCAACCAAGUUCUCAGUUUGGGGCCCUAGAAGAGACACCAGCAGUUAGGGUUGGGAGUUUAUUCCCUUGCCUGCUCAUGGUCUGAGGGGAUCGCCAGCAACUCCAUUGUACCUGACCUCCUCCUCAUGCUCAGUGUUCUACUGACAGGGCACAAAGGUCUGUGUACUACAGGGCAGAUGGGGGUUUAGGUGCUCAGCAAAAUAGUGGAUAGUGUUCUGACCCCGAUCUCAUUGUUAGUGUUUUAUAGGUCAGUAACCAGUGAUAAGCAGAAACUCAUGCUCCGUUAUCUGUUAUGAUAAUGGUUGGUUGGAGCCAUGGUUUGGGAAGGAAAGAUGUCUUUCUGAUAUGCCUUUCUAUGUGGUGUGUUUAUGACUGCUCAGCUGCAAGUACAGUUGUAUAUAUAGUCCUGCCAGAAGUCAAUGCUACUUUGUCAAGGUGGGGAAUAAGUGAGUGCCUGCAGCUGCUGGGAAGAGCCACAUUUCCCAGGAGUGUCAUCUGGAGCGCCUGUCAUUCAGGGCCUGCCUGACAGGAUGCUCUCUCUUUUUAUCAACUGAGUGCGUUGACUCUGAAACACACGUAGUGUUUGUUAAAUACUCACUGCCUUGGUCAUGUAGGAGAGAAUAACCUCUCUUUAAGACAGCUUCCAGGUGAUCUGGUGCCUCCUUUUCUUAAAGGGUAAUUAUCCCUCUCACACGGAGUGCAAUCAGUGUGUUCAUUUGGGAGGGUGCUCUGUGACUCCUUAGCAGUGAGGUGGGCAGGGCCCAGAAUUUGAGUCUGUUUGCAAAGGGCAACCUGAAGCCCGGUGUUUACAGAUCUUGGGGAUGCUGAGACUGUGUCAGCUGACCAUAGCAAGAAUGGUAGAGGGGGGUGCAGAGAGAGAUCGUAGGAUGAAAAGGGUAACACCAAAACCUGUCCCCCAGACUCACUCUGAUUCUUACAAGGAGUGAGUGUCUUAUGGGUGUCUCAGCUGCAUCCACAGAAGACAGGGACUGUGGCACUGUUACAAAUUCAGAGAUUUAAGUGGACGCUUGUGCCAUUGUGUUCCUGUAGUGGCCUGUGGAACACAUUUCUUCUGUUCUGGGUUGGGUAGAGGGAAAAAUCUACUGACGAUGCUUUUUAAAUGUUUCCAGACUGGUUCAUGCAGACACUGGUCCUGACAGUGACCUCCACCGUCAGGUGCAAAGGUGUCCAGUGGCUCUCCUUUUGGUACAUUAUGGUACACUGCCUGGUCGUCCUCUUUUUACCUGGGAUUUAAAGUAGCUUAUAUAUACAUAUUUAUUUAUAUUUUAAAUAUCUCUCUGAAGCCAUGCCAAUUUUCAGAGGUGAAGGCAGAGUUGCAUGCUUUACUCAAUCACAAGUGAGCCCAAACUGAAACAAGAGACGCUCGUGCUCUUCUGCCUGGGUUCUAUAAUCUGUUGUUUCUCACUGGUACCCUGAGUCAGCCCGAGGCCCACAGCUAUGACGCGCUUUCAUGACUGUUUCUCAUCUUUGUUUGUCAUGUGUUUCUACACAUUUCUGAAUGCUUUUGACAGGGACCAUCCAAGAUUACAGCAUCUGCCUGUAAUGAAUGGGGAUAACGUUAUUUACCAAGAAAACAGAAUAUUAAGCACAUAAAUUCUUUCUAAAGCAGGGUUGUAAUGUAUGCUCAUUUUAAAGUGUAAGUGCAUGCUUACGGAUGCCACUCAUCUGCUUAUUUUCUAUGUUAACCAGCUUCGGGCAAACUUUAGUAUCAGUUGUGUUUUAAACCUUACAUUCAAAACAAUUUUUUUAUGGCACAGUGGAUAAUGUCAUAAAUUUAAGAUCUGCUUUUCAAGGAGAGGUGCACUUUUGCAAUCAUGUUUGUUCUCAGUAUUGAAGAUCACUUGACAGACCUUAAAGAUGGCCUUUGACUGUGCUCAUUCAUUUCAUAUCAGAACUAAUGAAGCCAAGUGCCGUGGUUCUGAUUUCCAUGUUCUGAUGUAUUCUUAUGGACUAUAUGGAUGUUUCUCUGAAUUUCACUGGCUUGUUUUUUUUUCUAUAGUGGACAAAAGUCACAUUAUCUACUUGCAUGAAGUCCAUUCACAAGACGUUAGCUUUACCAAGAACUUUAACGGGAUCUGAGACUAUUUUCGGAUGCAGUGUUUAGAGAAAGAGCUUCAUGUAUCAACCUCCCUGGGUAGCUCUUUGGUCAGAACUGAUGAGAGGACGAAUUCAGUGCUGUUUACACGGUGCUACACUUGGAGGGGCAGGAUACGGUGUUCUGAGUGACAUGUGGUUGGGCCUUGAGUUUUUUAGAAGUCAAUUGCAAUAAAAAAUUUCAGAUGACAUUGGCUCUUAAACAAGACAGUUCUCACAGCAAAUGACCCAAAGUAAAUAAAGCGUCUUAACUUGUGGUGCUUAUGAA